AUGAGUGGAGAUUUACUAAGCAAGAAUCUAAGCAUCUCAGCCUGGGAAACUAACAUCAUAUGGCUGAAUGAAAGCUACUACAAUGAUACUUCAGUUUGUGCCAUCAAGAUCCAGGCCAUGAUUUUGCUUUGCCUCAUCAUUUCCCUGGUUGGAAUGGUACUAAAUGCCAUAGUGCUGUGGUUCCUGGGCUUCCAGAUGCACAAGAAUGCCUUCUCUGUCUACAUUCUCAACCUGGCUGUGGCUGACUUUCUCUUCCUGUGCUCUCAGUUUGUAAUUUGCCUUCAUAUUGGCAUUUACUUCUUCUACUCAAUUGACAUUGAAAUCCCUUUGUUUUUUUAUAUUGUGUCAUCAUCUGCUUAUCUUUCUGGUCUGAGCAUUCUCAGCACCAUUAGCAUUGAGCGCUGCCUGUCUGUAAUAUGGCCCAUCUGGUAUCGCUGUAAACGACCAAGACACACAUCAGCUAUCACAUGUUUUGUGCUUUGGGCUAUCUCCCUGGUGUUGGGUCUCCUGGAAGGGAAUGCAUGUGGCUUACUGUUUAAUAGUUUUGACUUUUAUUGGUGUGAUACAUUUUAUGUCAUCACUGCUGUAUGGUCAAUUGUUUUAUUUGUUGUUCUCUGUGGGUCCAGCCUCAUCCUGCUUGUCAGAAUCUUCUGUGGCUCCCAGCGGAUUCCUGUGACCAGGCUGUAUGUGACCAUUGCACUCACAGUACUGGUCUUCCUAAUCUUUGGUCUUCCCUUUGGAAUGUAUUGGCUAAUCUAUAAAUGGGUUAUCAGUAUUCAUUAUGCUGACAUUUGUAGUUUUUAUCAUGAAACACUAUUCCUUUCCUGUGUUAACAGCUGUGUCAACCCCAUCAUUUACUUCCUUGUUGGCUCUAUUAGACACCGUAGGUUUAGGCGGAAGACUCUCAAGCUACUUCUGCAGAGAGCCACUCAGGAUACCACUGAGGAGGAAGAAAGUGAAAAUAAGAGCUCUUCAGACCACCCUGAAGAACUGGAAACAGUUCAAAGCAGCAGCUGAGAGCUGCUUGAUCAGACAAAAGUGGUUUUGAGGGAAAUAUUUUUUUCUUAU
This is a messenger RNA of Grammomys surdaster, 1068 nucleotides long. RefSeq names its product mas-related G-protein coupled receptor member B2-like. Gene Ontology annotation, molecular function: G protein-coupled receptor activity. Gene Ontology annotation, biological process: G protein-coupled receptor signaling pathway. The record is from RefSeq and is a predicted model, not a curated record. Bases 1 to 1017 code for a protein of 338 amino acids. The transcript has a single exon. NCBI's taxonomy places the organism in Eukaryota, Metazoa, Chordata, Mammalia, Rodentia, Muridae. Gene Ontology annotation, cellular component: membrane.